Molecule: messenger RNA, 759 nt
Organism: Rosa rugosa (rugosa rose)
Lineage: Eukaryota; Viridiplantae; Streptophyta; Magnoliopsida; Rosales; Rosaceae
Product: pentatricopeptide repeat-containing protein At4g38150-like
Exons: 1
Coding region: 1-759 (252 amino acids)
Molecular function (GO): protein binding
Source: RefSeq, a predicted model, not a curated record
AUGAUGAAAUUCAAGGUUGACUUCACGGGAGCCGGCAGCUCAGGCGGAAAAGACGACGACAAGCCUAUACUGACCUUGGGCACGGCCAAGCUCAAAGUCGACGAGGAAAACAAAACAGCCACCUUCAUAGUCGACCAGUCCAAGCUCCCUGCUCGUCCCUACAGCUCCGAGCCCGAACCGAUCACCGUGGGCCCGGAAGACCCUACGGACUUGCGACAAGUCUUCCAGAAGGUGGAGACCACCGAAGGCAUCAUCAACAAUGUGGUCAAGAUGUUCGACGCUCUACUCACAAAAGGCCACGAGCGCGAGGCUGCGGAGAUGCAUGCUCAGAUCGACCAGGGUCUCAUGCCGGAGGUGGUGACCUACACAGGCGUCAUGGAGGAGUACGCCGGCGCCGGCAAGACAGUGGAUGUUCUCAAGGUGUACCAGCGCAUGUUGGACUACGGGAUCAACCCUAACAGCUAUACUUACAGGGUUCUCAUCAAGGCGCUGGCGGAAGAUCCGGACUCGAAGUUUCUCGGAGAUGCGAAGAAGUACCUGAUGGAAAUGAUGGACGUGUGUUUGCGGCCCGAUGCGGUUGCGUACACGGCUGUGUUUAAGGCGUUUGCUCGGCGGGAGAAGGCGGCGGAGGGGAGGAGGUUUUUGGAGGAGAUGAAGGGGAAGGGGUUUGUGGCGGACGAGAAGGAAGUGAGGGAGGUUCUCAAGGGCAGAAGAGGACGUUUGGCUAAGAAAGUCAUCAAUCUUCUAUUUGGCAAGUAG